CAAGCCAUUCGUCAAAAGAUAUCAUUAUCGCUCGACAUCUCUAUCCAAAAUCCAAAUCCCAGAACAAUCCUUUCUUCUCUCCGCUUCAUUCCUUUAAAACUCUCCAAAGGCCAACAAAGCCCCCAAAAGUUCAUCAAAUUUUUUUUUUUGAGUUGGGUGUGUGAACAUCAUCCUGUUUUCUUCAGUUUUGGUGAUCUAGGAGAGAGAUGGCUGGGCCUUCAGCUAAGUCUUUCAAGCAAGCGCAUAAUUUUGAGAAGAGGAAGUCAGAAUCUGCGAGGAUCAGGGAGAAAUACCCUGAGAGGGUUCCAGUGAUCGUGGAGAAGGCAGGGAAAAGUGAUAUUCCAAGUGUCGACAAGAGAAAGUACUUGGUUCCUGGCGAGUUGACUCUUGGACAGUUUGCUUAUGUUAUUCGGAAGAGAAUCAACCUUACUGCAGAAAAGGCCAUCUUUUUAUUCAUAGAUGAUAUUCUUCCAACUUCAGGAUCUCUAAUGUCUGCUCUCUAUGAGGAGAAGAAAGAUGAAGAUGGGUUUCUCUACAUUACGUACAGUGGAGAGAACACUUUCGGGUUUUAGCUCCCUGUAGUAUUCGUAUUUUCACUGCAUCAUUCUCUGCUAGUUUCAUGCUGCUCGUUCUUUUAAUUUUAAUUUUUUUUGUCUUCCUCUGUUCGUAGAAUGAGACAUGAAGAUCGUUGAGCUGUACAGUUUGCAAGUCUUAUGUAGCCACCAUGGGGUCAUGACUGUUAAUAAAAAAAAAAAAGAUGCUUGGCACUCCAAACUAUAGUUUCUUUGAAUGAAAUGCUACUUUCGAUGCUUGAUUAGUACAA
Molecule: messenger RNA, 823 nt
Organism: Asparagus officinalis (garden asparagus)
Lineage: Eukaryota; Viridiplantae; Streptophyta; Magnoliopsida; Asparagales; Asparagaceae
Product: autophagy-related protein 8f-like
Exons: 6
Coding region: 207-572 (121 amino acids)
Biological process (GO): cellular response to nitrogen starvation
Source: RefSeq, a predicted model, not a curated record